This is a messenger RNA of Cladocopium goreaui, 1426 nucleotides long. Lineage: Eukaryota; Dinophyceae; Suessiales; Symbiodiniaceae. The record is from the annotation of a GenBank genome assembly.
CUUGGCCGCUAUGGGAAGUUGAGCAUGUCGCAGCGCAAAGCAGUUUACGCUGCUCGCUUUCUCAGGCCGCCCAGUUGGACCAAGCGGCUCUUGCUGCGAGAGAAGCCUCGGGACCUCACAGGCCCCUUUGAAAAUCCAGUGCGACGCUGGGUGAGACUGCGAGAGAAGGCGCGGCAGUUCGCAGAGCUGCCACCGCCGCGGAAGGUGCCGGUGCCGAAGCCCGCCAGGCGACCCUUCCUGCAGGCUGUGGACGGUGUUCCACGAGUGAGUCCUCAGGCGCUUCAGAGGCGGCUGGAUUUUCUGCUGUCGGAGAAUGCUGUCAAACAGCAGAUGGCAGCUCCCCUUCUACCAGGGCCCCAAAUGAAGCCGUACUUCACGGAAUUUCAAUGUUGGAGCAGGCAACUUCGGGAGAUUCGCCGCAUCUAUCGCGCUCAAUAUCUGCAGAAGCUCGCAGAGGUCACUGAGAUCGAGCGGGCCAAAGAGGCAAAGUUGUACAGAGAGGAAAGAGAGAGGAGACAAGAAAGGAAACAGGCGCAUUUGCAGAGGAUUGGCGAGGAUAUGAAACGCCGUGCCAUCCUCCGCGACCGGAAACGCAUCGAAGGUAAGGUGAACGAGGCUAUCGAAAUGGCCCGCAGAUCAAAGUUGAAGAGACAACGCUUGUUCUGGUUCCGACGUAUGGAGACACUGUCAAAGCUUGCAGUGACCUCUGAGAAUCUGGACGAGGCAUUCGCAUCAUUUCCGGACUCGGCAAAGGUGGAUGGCACGGCCGCCAGUGGUGUCCUUCUGAGCCGCAACGUAUCCAUUCCGUAUCUCCUUCGACAGUUCGGUGGUGCAAAGGCAUUCCCGCCACAAAAGAACCGUCGUAUCCCUGGCAUUGACAACGUUCAAAGAGAGGUGAUGCAAAUGUCGUACGACAUCCUUGGCGAGGACGAAGAUCGCUAUGAGACCGAUGUGCCUGAAGAAGCGAAUUGGAGAACCAGAGCACAGCAGCUAUACAGCAAUGAGAUCUUCGACAGAGAAGCUCAUCCUACUGGAUCAGAAGAUUGAGAUCCUGAAAAAACAGUGAGCCUGGUUGUGAUUGUGAUUGACCAUGGUUAGUAACGGUUAGUGGCCGCAACUCCAUUCAGAAUCAUUCAGAUCCAGCGCAUGUUCAAACCCAUGUUCAAGCUGUAUUGAAUUGGCAUGAAUUGGCAAUGGCGUUUUGCACCAGUGCCAGGCAAGAGGAAGAGGAGAAGCGGGGUGUUGCUCAUGACGUUCGAUUCAUCACGACCAAGCUCCUUGAGGAGCUGCAAGCAGUGAAAAUUGCUGAAGCAGAGCAGGGUAAACGCGGCAGCUUGCAGGCGAAACAUAAGAGUGCCAGGGGCAAUGAUCCUUCAGGCAUGGAACCAUACAAACCAGGAUCGGGCACCACUUGAUUCAGAAAAAA